AUGGAAGUACAUCCAACCGAUACUCCAGCCGACACUCAGUUCGAAGCAAACCUCAAAUUGGAACCAUGUGAAGAUGAACCAGAGGUCAACAUGGAAGUCUUUCAACGUUUAGUUGGUAACUCGGCAGCAGUGGCGUGUCUUCUUGGUGUUAAGGUAGGGAGCUCAGUCACAACUUCACUGUCAAAGGGCGACGCGGUCCUGUUGCAGGUGUUCAUGCGUUGGUACGCAGCUGGGUUCGGAUGGUCUUCGGGUCCUCUGAGCUUCUUGGUCCCAAGUGAGAUUUUUCCACUGGAAAUUCGCCCCACCGGUCAAAGCAUAAACACGGCGGUCAACUUUGCCACCACAUUAGUCGCUGCAUUCUUGCCGGAGACCAAGGGAGUGCUACUGGAGGCCAUGGACAGAGUGUGGGAGAAGCACUGGCACUGGCACUGGAGACGGUUUGUGGUGCCGGACCCAGCACCAUCCACAAGUGAACACGCGGCCAAUGAUGUUUGA
This is a messenger RNA of Nymphaea colorata (pocket water lily), 495 nucleotides long. Its product is annotated as sugar transport protein 5-like. Gene Ontology annotation, cellular component: membrane. The record is from RefSeq and is a predicted model, not a curated record. Bases 1 to 495 code for a protein of 164 amino acids. Lineage: Eukaryota; Viridiplantae; Streptophyta; Magnoliopsida; Nymphaeales; Nymphaeaceae. Gene Ontology annotation, molecular function: carbohydrate transmembrane transporter activity. The transcript has 2 exons. Gene Ontology annotation, biological process: transmembrane transport.